Eremomyces bilateralis CBS 781.70 is the source of this 630-nucleotide messenger RNA. Its product is annotated as HET-domain-containing protein. The annotation marks the transcript as partial. The transcript has a single exon. The record is from RefSeq and is a predicted model, not a curated record. Lineage: Eukaryota; Fungi; Ascomycota; Dothideomycetes; Eremomycetales; Eremomycetaceae.
CUUAUAUCUCAAUCUAGAACGCUGGCGGCAUUCAUCGUCCUUACGGUGGAGCACUGAGAGAAGCAUUGGCAGCCAAUUUCGCACUACACGCAGCUUCGACUUAAUGUUUUCCUAGAAGAUGAUCCAAGCUAUCAUCGCUCACUAGAGACUUGUCGCAGCUCGCCAUUAAGCGAAUCCAUGGAUGAUCCGGCUGUGUUCAAAUUGGCAGCUCAAUGGCUUUCAAAUUGCACCACCGAAUCAUUAGGCCACGAUAAUUGCAAUCGAUCAACAACACCAGGGUUUCGCCCGCGCCGACUUCUUGAUAUCCGUGGAGAAACAUUUUGUUUGUCUCUCGAUGCUCUUGGAACAACCCAGGAACCCUAUUGUGCUCUAUCGUACUGUUGGGGUGAGGGACCAACGCAACUUAUCCUGACUACAUCGAAUGAGGAAGAGUUUCGCAGAAAUAUUGCCUUUCCCUCGCUUUCCAAAACAAUUCAAGAUGCCAUUUAUGUUGCGAAAAGACUAAGAAUUAAUUAUAUCUGGGUUGACAGCCUUUGUAUCAUCCAAAAGGGCGACGGAGGGCAAGAUUGGAUUGAACACUCGAGCACAAUGAGCAAUAUAUACUCGAACUGCAUCCUCAAUUUAUCAGCU